This is a messenger RNA of Rotaria socialis, 1473 nucleotides long. The record is from the annotation of a GenBank genome assembly. Lineage: Eukaryota; Metazoa; Rotifera; Eurotatoria; Philodinida; Philodinidae.
AUGUCUCAUCCAACUAAAUCACACCAACGUUUUCCAUUUCGAGCUACAGUUCAUAUUCGUAAGAAUUUUCGUAAAUUACCCCCAAUUACACAACCAAUUCGUCCAUUGGAAAAAGACAGCCGCGCACCUAGUUCAUCCUUAAGUGCUACCAACAUCGAUUUAAAAUAUGAAUCAUCGUCACCAAUAGGUGUCGACGACUUUUGGAAUAAACUACAUCAGCACAUUGCCAAUCAAACUUCAGAACACAAUGAUGAUCAUGGAAAUCAAAAUGCACCGAAUAAAGUUGUACGAAUAUUUGUUUCAUCGACAUUUACAGAUUUUUUUAACGAACGAGAAGUGCUUAUUAAAAAAGUGUUUCCUGCGUUACGUGAUGAAAUGGAACCAGCAGGUCUUCAAAUAAUCGAUUGUGAUCUUCGUUGGGGUGUUCCAAAAGAUUCAACAACUGAACAAACAAUAUUAACGUGUCUUGAAGAACUUGAUCGCUGCUUUGACGAUAAUGGCCAACCUUUUUUUAUUGGUCUCGUCAGUGAUAAGUACGGUUGGGUUCCAAGGCUCGAUGAAUUACCAACGAAUAUAACAAAACGAUACCAUUGGAUUGAAGGAGCAUCGAUAACAUUGAUGGAAUUUAUUCAUGGCGCGUUGCGUACGCAAAAUCCAAAUGCAUUAUUUUUAAUACGAAACUCAGAAAAUAUUCUUAAAAGCAUUCCAGAUAAAUACACAGAUAGAUUUCAAGAUAAAGAUGAAUACAAUCAAAAUCAAAUACAAGAAUUACGAAAUCAAUUACAUCGAAUUGUUGCUCCCGAACAAAUUGUUCAUUAUGAUUGCCUUUACGAUGGUCUCGAUUCAUCUAGUGGACGUGAACGUGUCAAAAUUGAUGGUUUAAACGACUUUGAAGAGCAAACGAAAAAAUUUUUAAUUGAAGCUAUUAAAAAAUGGUAUCCAAGUAAUUUUAAUAACACUAAUCGAUCGGAUCCAGAACAACAACAAAUUAACACAUUUCUUCUUAAUAAAACUCAAAUUUUUGUUGAUCGACCUAAAGAAUUCGCAUCUUUACUCAAAUACAUCACUGGAGAUCACAAAGAUUUUUCAUUAAUCGAUGGAGAACCUUCAAAUAAGAAAAAUGCUCAACCUUUAAUGGCUUUAACAGGUCGAUCAGGUGAUGGAAAAACAAUGCUACUUGGGAAAUUCGUGUUAACCAUCGAAGAGACACAGCAAAGCAAAUUUUUGCUGUUUUAUUACUUUUUCGAUGGCGCAUUUCAUGCUCAAGCUAGUCAUUUUAUGUUGACUAGUUUAAAACAAAAAUUAGAUAAAUAUCUCGCCGACAAUAACAUCAUUUCUCCGCGAACAAAUGAGCGACUUAAAAUAACCGAUGACUCGUUUUUACCAGAUGCUAUUGAACUUUUAUCGAUUCCACUUUUUAUUGUUGUUGAUGGAUUAGAUAAAGUAAAUAUGCACGCCGAUCUCAUCUAUUAA